Messenger RNA from Necator americanus (New World hookworm), 1482 nucleotides. RefSeq lists its product as uncharacterized. The transcript has 12 exons. Gene Ontology annotation, molecular function: UDP-glycosyltransferase activity. The coding region runs from base 1 to 1482 and encodes 493 amino acids. NCBI's taxonomy places the organism in Eukaryota, Metazoa, Nematoda, Chromadorea, Rhabditida, Ancylostomatidae. The record is from RefSeq and is a predicted model, not a curated record.
AUGAUCCUUGCUCUCUUGAAUUUAAUCGUUGCAACAACGUCUGCACUAAAUAUUCUUAUGAUUGCGCCGACACUCUCGUACAGUCAUAUUUCAUUCAACGCGAAAAUCGCGGAGGACUUAACCUCGAAAGGUCACAAAGUGGUGAUGUUAGUGCCCGAUAUCGACAGUGAGGUGCCAAAUCCUGUCGGAAGCUUCGAAGUUGUCAGAGGAGAUGUCGGACUUGAUCCAAGAGCAUUCGCAUCCACUUUAUGGACGAAUCCAGGUCCAUAUGAGGAUAGUUCGCCGUUAAAUUUGUGGAUAUUCGUCAAACUUCUACGUGUUUCGUCGCUGUUUGUAAGGGCUUGUGGAGCACUCGCAUCUGACCAUCUGCUACUGAAUUCGUUACGGGGACGUCAGUUCGAUGUGGGAAUGCUCGAACAAUACGAUUCUUGCGGUUUCGGUUUAUUUCGCGUAAUUGGUGUCACUAACUUCGUGUGGUUGAGCGCAACUGGAAUUUAUGCAGGGCAGCCUCUGACAAUUGGAGUCAACCAUCCGCUUAGUUACGCUCCAAAUCUCUUCGCUCCUUUCGGAGACGAGAUGAGCUUCCUGAACCGUGCACAGAACGUCCUCAUAUCUGCCGUCACUGCCCUCGUCUUCUCGUACAGUCGCGCUCAGCAAUCCAGAAUCUUCUGGAAAACUGAUCUUUUCGCCACUGCACGCUCAUCCGACUCUGUGUUGGUGAAUACACUUCCAAUGCUCGACUUCGCUAUGCCAACGUCCAACAAAAUUGCGUACAUUGGAGGUUUUACAGCGCAGAAAGAGCCCAAACGUAUGGACACGUUUUGGCAGCAACUUGCCGAUUCGUCAUCCCGAGGUUUCAUUUUAGUCACAUUUGGAUCGAUAGCCAAAACGAUGGACAUGCCCUUGGAAAUGCAGGAUAAGUUCUUCACAGCAUUCUCUCAAUUUCCUGAGAUCACAUUCAUUAUAAAGUAUGAAACAACGAAUUGUACUCUGCGAAUCCCACCAAACGUGCAGUUUACUCGGUGGAUCCCUCAGGCAGAGUUGAUGGCUCAUCCCAAUUACUUGGCAGUGAUCACUCAUGGGGGCUGGAGUAGUAUACUGGAAUCUAUAAGUGUUGAGAAACCACUGGUAUUAAUCCCGCUGUUUGCUGACCACGGGAAGAACUCCAAAGUGGUGGAAGCGAAAGGCGCAGCGCUCAUCUUAGACAAAAUGAAUCUGAAAGUGUCCGAUAUAACAAAAGCAAUAGCAGAUGUGACUUCGAAACCAAGGUAUCGGGAAGCGUGCAUAAAUCUCUCUCGAAUGAUGGAUGAUGCUUCACCGCUAAAGAGCGCUGACCUUCUGGACUACCAAGUCAGACGAGCAGCCAAAGCAAGCAGAAAGAAAUUUCCGUCAACUCCUAGAGAAUCACAGCGUUUCCCAGUCAAUGCUUGUAUUGAGAUUUUCAUUGGUAUCUCAAUAGCUAUCGUGAUAACUGCUUCUUAA